AUCUAAGCUUGCUACUUUGCCAGUCGAUCUCUGUCAGGUCCAGUGCAGAAUCAGAGAGGCAACCAAGCUCUAGCUAGCUAGGCAGCCAUGGCGUCUCAUGUGGACCCGCUCGUGGUCGGCAGGGUGAUCGGCGACGUGGUGGACAUGUUCGUGCCGGCGACGGCCAUGUCGGUGCGGUUCGGGACCAAGGACCUCACCAACGGCUGCGAGCUCAAGCCGUCCGUCGCCGCCGCGCCGCCGGCCGUGCAGAUCGCCGGCAGGGCCAGCGAGCUCUUCACCCUGGUCAUGACUGAUCCAGAUGCUCCGAGCCCGAGCGAACCGAGCAUGAGAGAGUGGCUUCACUGGCUGGUGGUUAACAUACCAGGUGGAACAGAUCCUUCUCAAGGGGAGGUGGUGGUGCCGUACAUGGGGCCGAAGCCGCCGGUGGGGAUCCACCGCUACGUGCUGGUGCUGUUCCGGCAGAAGGCGCGGGUGGCGGCGCCGCCGCCGGACGCCGACGCGGCGCGCGCCAGGUUCAGCACACGCGCCUUCGCCGACCGCCACGGUCUGGGGCUCCCCGUCGCCGCCACCUAUUUCAACGCCCAGAAGGAGCCCGCCAACCGCCGCCGCCACUACUAGCCGCCGCCGCCGGCCCCUCGCCGUGGAAAGCCAACGCAUAAUUAAUCCAUAUAUCAUUGCACCAUGCAUCCAUCUGCUCGUCCUUGUGUAAUCAAUGGAUUGUUAAUUACUUUCCGGUAUUUAAUUGAUGUUCGUGGUGAUCAUUAUGGUUUGUUGUUGCUAGGAAAUAAUCUCCCAGCGAGAGAGAAAUCACACGCUCGCGUGUCCGUUCCAUCUCUUAAUUAGGUC
Messenger RNA from Oryza brachyantha (malo sina), 846 nucleotides. Its product is annotated as protein MOTHER of FT and TFL1 homolog 1. The record is from RefSeq and is a predicted model, not a curated record. Lineage: Eukaryota; Viridiplantae; Streptophyta; Magnoliopsida; Poales; Poaceae. The transcript has 4 exons. Bases 88 to 618 code for a protein of 176 amino acids.